UUGAUGUCAAUCAAGUGACAACACUAAUCAUAUCGGGGCUUAUUCACGUAAUUCAGCUGGGGCAGAAUGGUAUUUUGUGGUUCGUGUGGUUGGUGGAAGUUCCUCGAAAAUGGCAUUUGUGAGAUUAUUGACUAAGAUAGCAGGUUUCAACAUUGAACAUGCAUUGUUUGCAAGAAUUAAAUAUAAUUGAUGAUGUGUUCCUUCCUCCAUCAUGAUAUAAUUAUUUAGUUUCAGCGCACUGAGAAUGGCUGUGAAGUUUUCUAGAGUCACCCUUGCCUGGUGUGGUGCAGCAUUUCUCCUAAGGCUAGUCCUGGUGGUGUACGGAGAGUGGCAGGAUAGGACUAUGCUCGUCAAGUACACGGAUGUUGACUAUCACGUCUUCACUGAUGCUGCUAGAUAUGUGUCACAGGGUUCGUCUCCAUAUGAGAGAGCUACAUAUCGCUACACCCCUCUUCUAGCCUGGGCUCUCACCCCAAAUAUUCUCCUCACUCCAGUAUUCGGCAAGAUAAUCUUCAUCCUCUGUGACGUUCUUACCGGUACACUCAUCCUAAAGAUGCUGAAACUCUCAGGCUGUCCGGAUCAGGCAGCUAUCAACAGCGCCCUCUUGUGGUGGCUGAACCCUUUACCCAUGACCGUCUCGAGUCGGGGAAAUGCCGAGUCGAUCAUGUCGGUGUUGGUUUUGUCGACGCUGUAUGCUUUGAUGAAACGUCAUACUCGAGCUGCCGCCUUCCUGUAUGCUGUGUCUGUCCACGUUAAAAUCUACCCAGUCACCUACUGUGUUCCUAUAUACUUUCUUCUGGGUAGCGACUUUUGUGAGAAGCCCCUCCUGAAGAGAUCGGCACUCCAUUUGAAAGACCGAAUUUUGAGGAGGAUUGCUGAGCUGUUUUGGCCUUGCAAGUCUCGUCUUGAAUUUGUCUUCGUGUCGGUAGCCACGUUUGCGUUGCUUACAGGGCUUAUGUAUUACUGCUAUGGAGACAAAUUCUUAGAAGAAACCUAUCUAUACCAUGUAACACGGCGCGACGUCCGGCAUAACUUCUCCCCUUACUUCUACAUGCUGUACCUAACCAGCGAGUCACCGGUAUCCGUCAUGGUCGGUCUCCUAGCCUUCUUACCACAGGCAUUGCUCAUGGUAGCAUUGUCCGUUCGAUACUACAGGGACCUUGCGUUCUGUUGUUUCACUCAGACAUUCCUGUUUGUGGCUUUCAACAAAGUGUGCACCUCACAGUACUUUCUGUGGUAUCUAUGCCUCCUUCCUCUCGUCAUCCCAACUCUGAGGAUGAAACUUUCAGAAGCUCUCUGCCUCACAGGUCUUUGGUUUCUCGGACAGGCACUGUGGCUGUAUUUCGCCUACUGCUUGGAAUUUGAAGGACAUGAUACUUUCUUGUUUUUGUGGCUCGCUGGCCUCGCAUUCUUUGCGGUGAACAUUGGAAUAUUAGUCAGAAUCAUGAUGUCCUAUGAGGAACACCGGACUUUCUGUGGAGGCAAGUUGGCUCCCAUUGGCCAAGACAAAAGAUGACGGCAAGGAUAAUUUGGGGGGGGGGGGAGCUUUAAGUAUUAUUUAUGCAGCAAGAAAUUUUAACGCCUCACGUUUAAAUACAUUUUGUAUUUUUGCGACAUUUUAGACAUCUUUUGCUACAACGAAUGAAACUCAAACCACACCAAAUACUGUAUUUUGUCUUUGUUAUGAAUAAGAUACAUUCAAUUUAUUCAAUCUUGAAUCCUGAUGUAAACACAUAAAUCUCUAAUGAUGUGAUAAGACCUUAAAGCAGCAUGAAUGAAAUUGAAAAUAAAAACAGUGUUUGUAAAUUUGUUAUCAUAUUCCCAUGAUGUACCGAGUACAGUGACUUUCUUCGCUGUCCCCGUUACAUCUGACAUCUAUGAUUUUAUUUCACUGAUGCACUCCUUAAUGCAGUCGUCAUUCUGGACCCUAAAUUAAUAGAAUUCCCGAUUAACAAACUUGCACAAUAAUAGUCAAGAAUCCUCUGUAUAGGGUUUCCUGAAGACACACCAUAGAUGACGUAUGAUAUUUGUCACAGGUACCAGCUUAAGUGGAGAACAAGGCAAUUUACAAAACCAUGGCCUCAUUUCAGCUUCACCUUCAUCUAUGACUUCA
Messenger RNA from Patiria miniata (bat star), 2113 nucleotides. RefSeq names its product GPI mannosyltransferase 1-like (gene pigm). The transcript has 6 exons. The coding region runs from base 245 to 1516 and encodes 423 amino acids. The record is from RefSeq and is a predicted model, not a curated record. Gene Ontology annotation, molecular function: alpha-1,4-mannosyltransferase activity; GPI mannosyltransferase activity. NCBI's taxonomy places the organism in Eukaryota, Metazoa, Echinodermata, Asteroidea, Valvatida, Asterinidae. Gene Ontology annotation, cellular component: glycosylphosphatidylinositol-mannosyltransferase I complex; membrane. Gene Ontology annotation, biological process: GPI anchor biosynthetic process.